Messenger RNA from Cinara cedri, 8961 nucleotides. The record is from the annotation of a GenBank genome assembly. Lineage: Eukaryota; Metazoa; Arthropoda; Insecta; Hemiptera; Aphididae.
UCGGCGUUGCACUUAGUACACGCCGAACGCUCGCGUCGGACCGUUCCCGCCGUUCCGCGCAUGCCGUUGUAACGCGAUAUACCCACCGACCUGUGCGUACAGUCUUUUUUUUUUUUUCCUUCUCGUUUGAAAACCGUUUCACUUACACCGUAUCGUAUUUGUUCGUUCGUUUCGUGUCACAGGCGCGUUUGCUGCGAAACAUCGGAAACGCUCCACGCUACAACCCACGCCCGCAUACACGUAUUGAAUCGCGUGCCGCCGCGAAAAAUAAUAUUAUGGCCGUGUUGGCCGAGAGCCGAGACAACGUGGUCUCCAUAUCGGCCGUCGAAUCGCUGAAAAUGUUGGCGUUUUCCGUGAUUUGGGGCACGUGGAUUGUGAUCAGGAACGCCGUCGUCCGGAUGACCGCCCCGCUGUUGCUGAACAGCGGUCGGAGACGCCGCCGGGUCGACAGCACGUCCGCCGUCAAGUCUGCGGCCGACGGAAAAGGCGACAAGCGGCUGGCCGGCCUGGAACUGACGGAUCGUCCGCCCAAGUGUCUGUUCACCACGGUAUACGGUAUCCACUCGUACGUCAAAAUCAAGGUGACAAAAAUAUAAUAUACAACAUGCCUAUUCGAGAUUUAAAUGUACAUAGGUAUGCAUUAUAUUAUGUCCAUGCGUACCCACCAUGCUUAAAAUGUAAACGUAUAAAUCGGAUAUUUUUAUCUUCGAUGUUUAUAUUUGUAUGUUUUAGACAAUUUGAUUAAAUUUGCUAGGAAAAGAUUUGUGCGCGUAUGACCUUUGGUUGCUGGAAGUUGUUGCCCGCCAUUGUAACGUUGCAAUAUUUUGUCUUAUACCUGUUCAAAUUUUUAAAAACAAAUAAAAUUAUUUAUUUAGGUAUUACGACAAAUAAUAUUAUUGGUGUAUUGUAGAUGCUUUAUUGGUGCCAUUAUAACUUAUAGUACCAUAAAUAAGAUAAAAAUAAAACGCAAUACGGUUUGUGUUACUCGAAUUGCCAAAAUUCGUAUGUCACCCAAAAACCCAUUCAAUUCAAAAGUAAAACAAUUUCUGGACAAAUAUCUUAGUUGUUACUCUAAUCGGGACAUUAGCUGAUCGAAUACAAUAACUAAUGAGUUACAGCACAACAAUACUGUUGUGCAUUUAUGUAAUAAAUUUAAUUAUUUGAUUUUAUUAAUAAAUAAUGAGUAGUGAGUACUAAACUAUCUAUUCAUCGGAAUACGUAAAUUAAUUUUAUAUCUCAGAAUAAGGAAGCACAAAACAGGUAUAUAUAUUUUAAUGUGCAAAAAUAUCUUAGGUAGGUAUUUAUUUGAAUGGCCAUCAUAAUCUUUUUCCAUUAAUCUACUGCCGCAAUGCACGAUACUCAUUUAUUAGAGGGAAGGGUUAUGGCCGUUUUUACCAUACUCUAUGGUUUUUACGGAUGGAAAUUAUUUUGUGGGCGUAGAAAUUAUAAAUAACCCGUUAUCACAAUAAUAUUGUCCAAUCAUUUUUUUUCAAAUUGAUAAACCUCAACAUUGUCCAGACCAUUUGAACUAGUGGUGCAACCUGGAUUUAUAUUAUUCAGGGUGAGGGAGUCAAUGGCGUGACCAGAACAUGACAACAUUUCAAUAUGUUUCCAUGUUUAAAAAUAAAAAACACGUUUUAAUAAAGUUAUAUUACUUAAACACUGAUUUAGGGGGUUAUAAAUUUAAAAAAGUUGUGACUGUUCAUGGGUAGGCUACUGUUACAGGUGGAUAGUUAAAAAGGUAUAGCGUAUAGGAUAUAGGUUACUUAUGGUAUGUUACUCAUGUAUGUACCUAAAUCAUUGAAAACGAAAAAAUUAAUCUCAGUGGGGUAGUACGUAAUAUAGUAUAAUAAUAUUCGUGUUUUUUUCUUUGUUGCAAUUUAGGUAACCCAGAAAUCAACAAACAUCAAACAAUAAAAAAAGACAAUUGGGGUAAACUACUGGAAAUCUUAAUAAAUGUUUCAAAUACUGUAGUACCGAGCAGAAAUUCCGCAUCUGUUGAGAUACUGGGUGAAAACGUUAAAGCAUUUGCAAAAUGAACAAAAAAAUAAUCUUAAAAAGGAAUUUUUUAGGAAAAAAAAAAUUGUAAAUUUUGAAACAAAAGUAUCAUCAAGUGAAAAACAGAGCAUUUUUACUAACCAUACAAGUAUUUUCUUAAAAAACAAAAACAACUUGAUUUUUCAUUAUUUUCUGAAUUGAUAGAAUCUAUAAAAUUAAUUUCAAUAGAUUAGGUUAAUAAUAUACAAAAAAAAAAAAUGCAUAACAUACGUUGCACUGUGGGUAAACCACUGUUGUGACUUGUAGGGAAAUAGUAAAGAUAAAUCAUUGCAAUCAAAAAAUGAUUUUAUGUGGAGCUGGGUAAUUAAAUAACUAAAAAUCUGGUAAUUAUUAAUUCUAAUUUUUAAGAAAUAUUGCUAUUUGAUCUAAGUAAUAAAUAUAAAUUAUUAGGUAUCUAUGUAGGAUUUGCAAAACAAUUUUAAAUUUUAGGUGAAGUUAUAACAUCCUAGUUACACCAAUACAUUAAAUUUUGAUUUUUCAUUUAAUUUCAAUUAAUGGUAAAAAAAAUUUUGUAAUAAAAAUUUUGACUUCAUAAUAAGUUAGCUGUCAAAAUAUCACUAUAUAAUAUAUGCGCUUAUUAUUUAAUGCAAUUUAUGGCUGAUAACGGUGAGAAUUGGUAUUUGAAUGGUAGGUUUAAUAAUUAAUUACAUAAAUAAAUCAAUAAAAAUGGAUGUGUAAUUUUUUUCUGCUAAUAUCACAGUCAUCAAGAUUACGGGAAAAUUCCGUCACAAUGAUUGUCCAUUUAAUUAUUUUUUGGACAUUUACUGCGCGAUAUAAAAACAUUUAUAACUUGUAUAAAUAAUAUGAACAUCCAUAUAGAAUAUUUAUGUACCUACCUAUAAUUUUUAAUUUUUUGAAAAAUCUAAAUUAUAAAUAAAUGUAAUUUCUUACCUUCAUAUUUCAAUAAUAUAAGUUUUACAUAAGGGUAUUAGUAUUUUAAAGAUUUUAGGUUAAAACUGCCUAAUAUGAUUUUUACAUAAUAUUAUAUGAACUUUUUGUUUCACUUUUAAAUGUCAAAUAUAAUGUAGAUUGUAAAAUAUUUACAAUUUAUUAUACAGACCUAAUAACAUUUAAUUUUUGAAUAUAAUAGGUACGUAUCUAGGUGGUUUUUUUCUGUGUGCCUAACCCCUAACCUGUAAUAAAUUGGUUUACUAACCAAAAUUUGAUUUAUGCAGUAAGUAUAAUACACGUAUUAAGUGUAUAAAAUUAAAUAUUCAGAUUUUACUUAUUACUGUAUAAAAAAAAUUAAUUUUUUUUUUAUUAAUUAAUUAAUUAAAUUCAAGUUUUAGCUUUGAUGUAUAGAUCAGAAGUUAUUGUUUUUACAGUAAGGUGCUUUUAUUUAUUUCUUAAUUUAACUAAAAUAUAUAUAAAUGUAUUAACCCUGUUAUCUGGUUAUCAGUUGACUUUCCUGUUUUUUUUCUGUGGGCCUAAACUUCUUGCUCUCAUUACUUUUGACUAAUCUGGUUUUCCAACAGUUUGAUCAUAAAAUUACAGUACAUCAAUAAUAAUAAUUGUAUGAUACCAAUAUCGCCAUUUUAUAUCAAAACAGUUUAUUUCUGGUUUUUUCCUCUGUACCUACCCUUCAUAUUAUAUUAAGUGUAUAUAUAUAUAAAAAAAAAACUAUAAAAGAAGUUGAUUGAUAUUAGUUAAAAAUACUAUAGUCCUUAAUGAAUAUUUAAUAAUUAUAAAUUCUAUAGAAAAACAAAUAUAUACUUAUGUUUUUAGUCAUUUUAGUAAUUUUAUAUGUGUAUAUUAUCAACUCUGGUAAUUAUCAUUUAUUGUAUUGUAUAAUUUGUUUAAAUGUUUAAAUUUCAAUUACAAUACUUAUUGCUAUUGAUUAUGAUUUUUCAUUUAGGGUAUUAAAUUCCAUUAUGUUGAUUGUGGCGAUCCCAAAGGAAGAGUUGUUCUCUUGUUGCAUGGAUUUCCAUCCUGCUGGAUUAGUUGGCAUCAUCAGAUACCUACUUUAUCAAAACAUUUUCGGUAAUUUGUUUGAAUUAUUAUCACUAUACAUUUUUUAUAGAAUAAGUAAUUUUUGAUAUUUUAAAGUCAUAUAAACUAAAGCAUAUAAAAUACAUUAGAAUAUUGUUUAUUUUAUACAAUGUACAAAGUGUUUGUAUUUUUUAAAUAUUUUUUUGCACAUUUUAUGAUAUAAAUUAAACAUAUUAGUUUUAUUUAAUAAAUACCGUGUUACUUUCUACUAACUUAUUAAAAAAAAAAAAAAAAAAAAAACCUUCAGUUAUUGAAAGUGUUAUAACUUAUUUUAAUAAUUCAAAAAAUAAAUGUUGCAAGUUGUUUGGUUUAGUCAUUUUUAAAUAGGUAGAUUAAUAAAAUAUUCUAUGAUGGUACCUAAAUAAUUUUAUUUGAUUGUAUUUAUAUAUUUAAUUAUAUAGAACAUCAUAUUUCAUGAUUUACAAUAAUUAUAGUAAAAUUCAUUGUACUAGGUACCUAAUAAUUAUAUACGUGUAUUGCAAAAUGUUCUUAUCAUACUUAGCAUUGAAAUAAUUACACAUUUAACUUACAAUAGGUAGGCAACUAUUAAAAUUUAAAACAUUGUAAACCUAUUGGUUAUACUAGUGAUUAUACAGACUAUUUUAUAAUCAAUGGUAUAAAUAAUAAGAUAAAAGAAUUUUCAUCCAGAGUAUAAUUAAAAAAUAUACCUACUUGCAAUUUAGUUACAGGUUAAUCAAUUUAUCAAUUCUAAACAAAAUAUAUUUUAAUGCUCAACCAAUUAAAUUAAUUAGUAAUCAGCUAAUAAUAAUUUUAUAUAAAGUAUAAGUAUAGUAGGUAGUAUAAUUUAUUUUGUUUUACUGGUUUAGAAAUAAAUAAAAUAAAAAUAUUGUCAACUGGCAUAGUUUUAAAUGAGUCAUAAUUCAUAAUAUUUUUGUUACGUCUAAUGUUUAACUUGUUAUUAAUUACUAGCUAAAAACAUUUUAGUCCUAAUAUUAAGACUUGCAUGUAUAACACAAAUAUUUGUGUUGUUGUAUUAUUAAACCAAUAAAACAAUUGUGCGUCGAUUUUCAAAAAUUAAAAUGUCUAAUGUAAAAUGAUUACAGUUUUCUUAAUUAAAUUAAUUAAUUAAUUAAAUAUUAUGGCCUUUCAAACAUGUAUAACUGAACUUUGAUCAAAAUCGUUUUUUUGUUAGCAAUUUUUAAUCUAUGCAAACAAAUAUACAUUAAAUCCCCUUGUAUAUCCUACAUUUUCAAUAUCUCACCUACAACAUUGGCUCACCCAUUGUGUGAAAUAUGUCUGUAUUUUUUUUUAUUAACAAAAUUUAAACUUCGAACUUAUAGAAGGAUGAAUCCCGUAGUGGUGUAAUAAUUCAAUAUGGUACUUUAUCUUGUUAACUUAAGUACAAAUAUUUGUGAAAUAUCAAUUUAUUAAUUUAAUGUGUUAUUAACGUUAAUGAACUAAUUUAAAAAAUAAAGUAGUAAAUCAAAUGAAAUGAAUGCACUAUUAUAAGAAAGUCUGAAUAGUAAUAAUAAUAUAAUAUAAUUUAUGAGCUUUAUAAUAAUUUCUAGUAAACAUAAAAUUAUUAAAAAUUACAAUUUUUGCUUCAUGAUUAAUUGAUUUUGAUAAUGAAUUUCAUAAUAGGUAAUGAGAUAAUUAUAGCAAAAAUACUAUUAUUGUGUGUAUUUUAAGUAAAACCCAAUGAGUCAAUCUUCAUUUAAACUUUAAAAAUAGUGUACAAAGUUUAAAAUUAAAAGUGUAAAUAUAAUUUAUGGUUAAAAAUUAUUAUAUUUCAGUGUGAUUGCUGUGGAUCUAAAGGGUUUUGGCGAUUCCGAUAAACCAUCAGCACGUAAAAGUUAUCGAGUGGAAAAUAUAGUCAAUGAACUUGCUAUGUUUCUAUCCUUAUUAGGAGUGGAUGACCAUAAUAAAUGUCACGUAAUCGGUCAUGACUUAGGUGCACUAUUAGGCUGGUACUUGGUACAUUUGUGGCCUAAUUGGGUGUCAAAGUUUGUAACCAUUUCAUGUCCGCACCCAAACGUCCACUGGGAAUACUUACCCACAUCUAGUUUUUUUAACAAAAAGUAAGUUAAUCUGACAAACCUAGAAAAAUAAUUUGUAUGCAGAUGAACCCAAAAAAUUGAACUCUUUGAACUUUGACUAAAACACAUUUCAACUUAAUUUUUGUUGGUUUUUAUGUCAAUUAGUAUUGAGUUUUAAUAAUAAACUUUUUUUUUUAUUGAACCAAUAAACAUUAGCUAUUUAUAUUUAUAUUAGCUUUAAAGACUAUUUGUGUACAUUUACAGAAAAAAUUAAUGAGUGUUAAAAUAUUGUCAUAAAAAUUCAUUUUCCGAAAAAAAAAAAAAGUAUUUAAUGAUAAAUUUGACUGCAAUAUGAAUUUUGGAAGACCCUGCAUACAUAAUUUUUUCAAAAAGGAUAUAUUUUUUACAAUAGAUAGUAAGUUGUACAAAUGACAAAAGAAACAUUAGAUAUUUUUUUGCCAAUAAGAGGUACUUAGUAAAAAGUUGUAUUAAAUUAGUUUUCACAUGUAAAGAGAAUGUGUUUAAUCAGGUUGGUUGGGAAAUAAAGACAUCAAAUAGUUGGAAAAUGGUAAGAGAGUUAGUAAAAUGUAUGUAUAUAAUUAAUGUUUUUUGGGGUAAGUCUAGACUCAAGAGUGCUUAAAGCUGUUUCAUUAUCUGUUCUAUAGGUACUCAUGUAGGUAUUUAUUAUUUACAAUGUUUUAAUUUGUUCAGUAAUUAAUUGUUAUCAUUACAGUUGGAUUUGCUUCAGCCAACUUCCUUAUUUACCAGAAAUGGAUGCUUUACAAAGUGAUCUCAAAAUAAUCAACCAGUGUUAUCAGCACUUAUCCAAAACUAAGCAAAGUGAUGACUUAGAUUACAUUGACGCAUAUAAAUAUACAUUUUCAAGAACAGGUAAUCUUAUGAUUGCAUAAUAAUAUCUAUCAUUAUUUAAUAAUUUUGACUAAAUAGUUUUACAGCAUAUUGACUAAAAAAUGAUAGCAUAUUUGCGUGGGGUAGUUAGGUAAUUUUCAUGAUAUUUCUUUAAACGCUUAUUACACACAGUUGACUUAUCUUACACACUAAAGGACUGUAGUUACAGCAAUCAACAUGAAGUAAUACCUCAAGUACCACUUGCAACAUUUUGAUGUAACUUUGCGGUUUACCAGAAAUAGGUAUAAUUAUAGCCCUUACAAUUAUGAUAGCGCUUAAAGAAAUACCACAAGGAUUACUCACCCUAAAUAAAUACCUUACUUUACCAUAUUAUUUCAUUAUUUCUUUUCUUUUUCUAGAGGAUUGGACAGGUGCUAUUAAUUAUUUUAGAAAUUUACCAUUCUAUCGAAUCGAAUCUCGGUAUAAUAGUACAAAAUCAUUUAAUGAAGAUGAUAUGCUUCAGAUUCCAUGUUUACUCAUAACUGGUAGCAAAGACGAAAGCGUACAAAUGGAGAGUUUUAUCAAGUCCACAGAAUUUUUGAAAACAUCUACUUUAAGGAUAAUUGAUGAUGCUACCCAUUUUCCACAUCAGGAACAACCUCAAAUAGUUAAUGAUCUAUUGACAGCAUUUUUAGGUAAGCUUUAUAAUUUUGUUUCUAAUUUACAGUUAAUUAAAACAUUUUAAUUAAUUGUAUUAAAAUAGUAAAAAAUUAUCCGUUAAAGUGGGUGACUCAUUACUCAUUACUCACUCAUUACUCAGAAAGUAUUAACUUUUUUUCGUUAUUUGUUUUAUAGAAUAUUUAAAAAACAAGCAUCUGUACAAUUUUACAUUUAUGUUAUUUUUUGUCACUCUUAUUUUCAGUGGUGAACCCACUAAAUCUACUUUUGAUUUUCAAAUGACAACCUAUAUGGAGUUGGUUUAAAUGAAUUUUGAUGUUGCAAGUUUUAAUUUCUGUCAACCUGUUGACAGAAUACUCUACUUUUAAGAUACACAGGGAGGAGAGUUGUGGUGCAUCUUUUUUGGGGCAGCAUUAAAAGCAGCAAUUUUAAUAGUGUUGCGUCACUACUCUCCUACUCAAACUUAAAAUUAUGAUAUUGUAUUAAAGGAUUGACGGAAAUCAAAAAUGUCAACACCAAAAUGUAUUUAUCUAUUUAUAAAAUUUUAAUUAUAGGUUGCCAUUUGAAAAUCAAAAGUAGGUAAUAGUUUGUUUUACCCCAAAAAAUUAAGGGUAACAAAAAAUAACAUAAAUGUAAAACUGUGGAGCCACUUGUUUCUUAAAUGUUCUAUAAAACAAAUUUCGAAAAAUUCAAUAUUUUCCAAGAUAAUGAGUAUACCAACUUACACAAAUAACCUUGCUUAGAAUUAUAUUAUAAUUUAAUAAAAUUUUAAAUUAAAGUAAUGUCGAAAAAGUCAUGGUCAAGCCAACAUGUCAAUUAAAACAUAGUUUAUUUGGUUAUUAUUUUUUUCUUUCUUGUCUAGAUCAGCUGAAUUAAAUAAUUUUCCAAAAAAAAAAAUUUAUUAUUUUACAAAUUAAUUACAGAUAACAAUUAUUACCAUAAUAUUUUAACACAAUAAUAUUAUCAUAUGUGUUACUGUUAUUUAGUUCGCACCAAAGUAGUUAAAGAAGUGCCACGUGCGCAGAACUCAGGUUUAGUUGGACGAAUGAAAGAUAUUGUCUCAUCUACUGUUCAGUAUGGAAAUACCUUAAAAGAUUCGAUGCAAAGAAGAACUCUUUUACCAAUCACGACAAAUACAUCAUAAUAAUAAUAGAUGAACUGGACGUUAAAUAGAUACAUUUUUACAUUUAAAAUAUUGUGGUUUUUAUUAAAUUUAAAUGUAUAUAUUAUCUUCUAUAUAUAUAAAUAAAAAAAAAAACAUAUUGUCAAUUAUAAAAAUUUUGAUGUAUGAUAAUUUUAAAUCUUAAUGGUAAAAUGUAUUUAAACAACGAUUGUCAAAAUAAGAUGUGGUUUUUAAAACUUGAUCGUUGCAUGGUGAAUAAAAUUAAUU